AUGGAUCCCAAACAGAUGGUGCAUAUGAAUCAAGGACAAGAGGAAACUAGCUAUGCUCGCAACCAUAGUAUGCAGAAUGCUGCGCAGAACAGGAUGAAGCCCCUGAUAGAAGCGGCAAUCGUUGAUGUAUGCAGCAACACCAGCACCUUGUCUUGCGGAAAGGUGGUGAUCAUGGACUUGGGCUGCUCCUCUGGUCCAAAUGCGGUGGCAUUGGUGUCAAUCACCCUUGAGGCCACCCACAGCCACUUUCUUCAGUUGCAGCAGCCACCUCCGGAAGUCUGUGUACUCCUGAAUGAUCUCCCAUACAAUGACUUCAACGUGGUGGUGAAGAGCCUGGUUCCGCUCCGUAAAAUGAACGAGCCUGUUGUUGUAACUGGUGUUGUACCAGGGUCAUUCUACGAGAGGCUCUUCCCUGGUGGAUCCUUGCAUCUUAUCUGCUCAUCCAACAUCCUUAAUUGGCUCUCAAAGGCUCCUCGAGAUUUAAUGAUGAACCAAAUCCCGGCGUACGACAUCGAUGAACAUGUCAGGCGUGAAAGACUCACGGUGGUUGCUGGAGCUUAUGCAAGACAGUUCAGGAAAGAUUUCACACUUUUCUUGGAGCUGAGAGCCAAAGAAUUGGUCCCUAAAGGCAGGAUGGUUGUUUCCCUUGCUGGGAGGCGUUCUGAUGAACUCAUAAACGAAAGCUCUCACGUCUGGGGAACUGUAGCUCAGAUUUUAGCCAUCAUGGCCUCAGAGGGUGCGAUUGACAAAGCAAAGUUUGAUUCUUUCUACAUACCAGUAUAUGGGCCUUCCCUUGAAGAGCUGAGGGAAAUCAUCCAGGAAGAUGGUUCCUUCUCAGUCACCGAGAUGCAGGCGCACGAGCCUACAAGCGGCAUGGACUAUGCAUGCCUCACCCUAAACAUGAUUGCGAAUAGUUUGAGAGCUAUAUAUGAGCCGAUAAUAGACCAACAUUUUGGAUCCUCUGGAGAGGUCAUGGAUGAGUUUGUGAGGACCGCGGAGAAGUAUUUGAACCUGCAAGGUGGCUCUCAAGUCAAGCAGACCAAAAACCCGAUAGUUAUGCUGGUUGUAUCGCUCACCAAGGCAUGA
This is a messenger RNA of Triticum turgidum subsp. durum (durum wheat), 1086 nucleotides long. The record is from the annotation of a GenBank genome assembly. NCBI's taxonomy places the organism in Eukaryota, Viridiplantae, Streptophyta, Magnoliopsida, Poales, Poaceae.